Messenger RNA from Guyanagaster necrorhizus, 1609 nucleotides. RefSeq lists its product as uncharacterized. Bases 21 to 1559 code for a protein of 512 amino acids. The transcript has 4 exons. The record is from RefSeq and is a predicted model, not a curated record. NCBI's taxonomy places the organism in Eukaryota, Fungi, Basidiomycota, Agaricomycetes, Agaricales, Physalacriaceae.
CGCAGCAACCACCAUCCACCAUGGUGGAAAUAUCCUCUUUUGCGUUUAGGCUUGCCCCCAGCCAAGUGAACUGGUCGGAAUCUCAUGCAAGAGUUCUCUCAAAGGACUACCCAUUCGCCGAUCUUGCCAGUGAGACGGCCGACAUGUAUAUCCAGCGGACGUACCUGCAAUUCCUUUGGCUGCCAGAGUCAAUAAUGCCACUAACACUCCUCAUUCCGAGCCUGCUACGCGUGAAUAUCGCGUCCUCAUCUCAGCCUACGACACAUCCUUUGCACGUGCUUGUUUCGCCAUUAUUGUUGACGGGCCGCUUAGCUGCCAAUAAAUAUCAUACCGACCUGCCACAACUUUUAUCAGAUGGUGGAGGAGACGGAGAGAUUGAAGAGACGAUGAUGUGGUAUGCUCUGAGUAACGAGAAGGCAGACGAGAGCCGGGGUCAGUCUCGUCCUGGAUCCAGUGAACGCGCAGAGGAGCUAUGGAUGAACGAGAAGUGGCGAGCUAAAUGGUUGGAGCGUAUGGAAAGACGAGAGGUGUUGAUUCAAAUUCUACUUCAUUUGCUCCUUUUAUCAUUGCCUGGCCCGCCACCGCCUCCUUCAGAAUCGCCAUCUCGAAAGAGGAAAAAACAAUCACCACGUAACGACACGGCCCGUACCGUGAAUAAGACCACUGAAGACAGGCUGGAAGCAUUCAUGGAUAAACUAUCUAUGUGGCAACUGAUAAAUAUCGUGGAACAGUCGUCUGCAUCCUCAAAAGAUGAUAAGGAGAAUGUGCUUGACUGGAUACAACGCUUCUUUCGGGACGUUGUCGAGCCUCAAUUCAAGACAAGCCUCCCCGACCAAUGCUCUCUCCUUCACUCCAAGAUUUUCCGCACAUCCAUUUUCUCAGACGACGAAACGACCUCACGCUCUUCUAGUCGUUCUCCGUCACCAGAGUCCCAACCACCCAAAGAGCUUCUCCCUCGACCCAAGCGGGCUCGAACUUCGACCGCUGACAAUACCCGUGACCGGCAUCCUUCUCCUGCCUUGUCGGUCACGUCUUCUUCAGCUCGAGAAGUACAGCCCAGAUCCCUGGCACGUUCACGCUCGCGAUCACUGUCCGUUUCUCUUGCGCAGGAAAAGGAACGAGAACGUGCCGAGAGUGUUGGCACAAACUCGAAGAAACGCGUAUUGAACCGGGAAGUGAGCAUGUCUAUGGUGUUCAAAGGAAAACCAAAACCCAAAGUGAAGGAAACACACAAGGAACAGCCGAAGCCAAUGGAACCCAAGCCUAAAAAUGAGGGUGUGACGCUGGUAGAAGCUACUCCUGUGAAACCGAAACCACCGAAACGGUUAGGCCUGAGUAGGGUACAUAACACACAAACUCAGACUGCUUCCUCCUCCUCAUUAUUCUCAUCUAAAUUGACAGCAAAGGAUGAAGAAGAAGAGGUGUGGGAUUUGCCGAGUAGCGAGUCACCCGAUAUCUUGCUAUUGAAGGGUACUGGUUCACAAGGAGAUAUCUUCGGUUCUGACGACGAGGAUGCAGCAUUCUUUGUUCCAGUCACGCCGACCAAAGGUCGCAAAUAAUGCUUCUAGCUAUAAUAGAUAGACACACAGAAAUGGAUGUGAUAACGGAC